CAUACUUGAUUGCCGCGGACGGGGAGAUAAACAGAAAUCCAUACGUAGUAGUUAUAUUCGCAGUAUAUAUUAUCGCUAUGGCUGUGGGCGUUGGCGCACUACUUCUGUGGACGCUUGUGGCGCUGGUUGUAUAUCUGCUACUGAAAUGGCUACUGGGCAGGCAAUACUGGCAAAAUCUAGGCAUUCCCUGUGAGGAACCGCAUUGGCUGCUGGGGAGCAUGUGGGGAUUGCGCACCACGCGAACGUUCAACGAUGUCUGGACUGAUUACUACAAGAAGUACCGGCUGAGCGGACCCUUUGCCGGAUUCUAUUGGUUCCAGCGGCCUGCUGUUUUCGUACUGGAGCCCUCACUGGCCAAGCUCAUAUUGAUCAAGGAAUUCAACAAGUUCACAGAUCGCGGAUUCUUCCACAACCCGGAGGAUGAUCCCUUGUCUGGGCAGCUGUUUCUGCUGGAUGGCCACAAGUGGAAGUCGAUGAGGCACAAGCUGUCGUCCACCUUCACCUCGGGUAAAAUGAAGUACAUGUUCCCCACCGUGGUCAAAGUGAGUCAUGAGUUCACCGAAGUGUUUGGUCAGAUGGCGGACAAGUCGCCCAUCGUUGAGGUCAGAGAACUGCUGGCCAGAUUCACCACAGACGUGAUAGGCACAUGUGCCUUUGGCAUUAAUUGCAGCAGUCUCAAGGAUCCCGAAGCCGAGUUCCGUAAGAUGGGUCGUCGAGCCUUGACAGAGAACCGUCACGGAUCUCUUGGCAUCGCUUUCCUCAAUAGCUUUCCAAAACUAUCCCGCAAGCUGCACUUGAAGAUGACAGCCGAGCCCAUUGAGCAGUUUUUCAUGCGAAUCGUCAAGGAGACGGUGAAGUUCAGGGAACAGAACCAGAUACGUCGCAACGACUUCAUGGAUCAGUUGAUCGAUCUGAAAAACAAUCAAAUAAUUAAAACCGAGUCGGGCGACAACAUCAACCUCACGAUUGAGGAGAUUGCCGCCCAGGCUUUUGUGUUCUUUGCCGCUGGAUUUGAGACCUCGUCGACCACGAUGGGCUUUGCUCUUUAUGAGCUGGCUCAGCACCCAGACAUUCAGCAGCGGGUGAGAGAGGAGUGCCAGGAGGUGAUACAGAAGUAUGGCGGUGAAUUGACCUACGAGAGCAUGAAGGAACUAGUGUACCUCGAUCAGGUGAUAUCUGAAACUCUUCGCUUGUAUACAGUCCUGCCCGUCUUGAAUCGCGAAUGCUUGGAGGACUUUGUGGUUCCAGAUAAUCCAAAGUACGUGAUCAAGAAGGGAAUGCCCAUUCUGAUACCAGCCGGAGCCAUGCAUCGCGAUGAGAGGUUCUACCCCAAUCCUGAUGCUUUCAACCCGGACAACUUCUCGCCCGAACGCGUUAAGAAUCGCGACUCAGUGGAGUGGCUGCCCUUCGGCGACGGUCCCCGCAACUGUAUCGGAAUGCGUUUUGGCCAGAUGCAAGCCCGCAUUGGAAUGGCCAUGCUCCUGAAGGAUUUCAAAUUCACCGUGUGCGACGAGACGGCUUUUCCUAUGAAGUACGACUUGGAAAGCUUCUUGAUAGCCAGUAAAACUGGCAUUUCACUGGGAGUGGAACGUGUUUAACAAUUACACACACAGCAACAUAUACUCGUGUCCUCGUAUUUCAAAAAUACCUCUGUAGAUACAGUAGCUUCUACCUCACCUUGUAUCUACCCAAAUAUGUUAUUAAUCUGUAUAAAAUUGCUUGAUAUUACAUCAUG
Molecule: messenger RNA, 1735 nt
Organism: Drosophila persimilis
Lineage: Eukaryota; Metazoa; Arthropoda; Insecta; Diptera; Drosophilidae
Gene: Cyp6a21
Product: probable cytochrome P450 6a21
Exons: 2
Coding region: 78-1598 (506 amino acids)
Molecular function (GO): iron ion binding; oxidoreductase activity, acting on paired donors, with incorporation or reduction of molecular oxygen; monooxygenase activity
Source: RefSeq, a predicted model, not a curated record